AUGACUUUUUUGGAACUUAAAAAAAACACAGAGAAAAUUAAAAAGAUAACUUCUAGAUAAAAAAAUUUUCAUAAUCCAAGAAUUAUUGGAACUCCAGAUUAUAUUGCACCAGAAAUUCUUAAAGGAGAAGGCAUCAAAGAUGUUUCUAUUGAUUGGUGGAGUGUUGGAAUAAUGUUAUUUGAAAUGUUAGUUGAAUUAUAAAAUUCCUUGGGAUGA
Molecule: messenger RNA, 216 nt
Organism: Ichthyophthirius multifiliis
Lineage: Eukaryota; Ciliophora; Oligohymenophorea; Hymenostomatida
Product: protein kinase domain protein
Exons: 2
Biological process (GO): peptidyl-serine phosphorylation; intracellular signal transduction
Molecular function (GO): protein serine/threonine kinase activity; ATP binding
Source: RefSeq, a predicted model, not a curated record